Alternaria arbusti is the source of this 462-nucleotide messenger RNA. RefSeq lists its product as uncharacterized. Lineage: Eukaryota; Fungi; Ascomycota; Dothideomycetes; Pleosporales; Pleosporaceae. The transcript is spliced from 2 exons. The record is from RefSeq and is a predicted model, not a curated record. Bases 1 to 462 code for a protein of 153 amino acids.
AUGGCAACCAACACGACCAAGGACCGGAUCAUCGCCCGCCAACGAAAGCAUAUCCUCGCUCUCGAAGAGCGCUGCAAGAUCAAAGACGACGACGUCGACGAUGACAUUGCUCCCAUCUUCUCCAACACGUCCCAGAACCAGCUCGCCCUUCGCGUCCAAGACCUGACUAACCAAGUCGGCCAUUGGAAAGGUCAAGUGGAAUUCGGUGUUGCCGAAUACACUCAGUCGAUCAACAACGUCACCACCAUCGGCGAGGUCAAUAUCAACAUGGUCGCACCUGACGUCAAACGUCCCAAGUAUGGCAACCACUGUCUGCGUGAGAUGAAGAGGCAGAAUUGCGACCAUGGCAACUGCGACUACUAUCACUCCUACCAGAGUGCACGGUGGGCCCCCAUCCGCCCUUCUCUUCCCGCCAACCAGAAGGCCGAGUUGGGUUCUCAAGUUCUGAGCUCAUCGCAUUGA